GGUGGAAUAAACGGUCCACGAGACAGAGGCACCAUCGCACGGAGCUGGGACUGGGACUCUGGGCGGGAGGAGGACCGGAGAACUCCAACUCUCGAGUCUCGAAGGCUCAGCGGGGUCCAAACUCCAAAGCCGACGAGGAACAAGAGGAGCCCGGCUCCGCACGCGGGAGCGAGAGGAUCGCCGGCGCAGGAUGUGGUGCGCGUCGUGCUUGGCGUCCGCCUGCGCGGGCUGCACCUGCAACCUCUGCGCGUCGGCGGCAUCGGCCGUGUCCCGCCGCUCCGCGCGCCUCGCCUACUGCGGCCUCUUCGCCGCCUCCCUUAUCCUCUCCUUCUUGCUCCGCCAGUUCGCCGCGCCGCUCCUCAAGCAUAUCCCAUGGAUAAAUGCAUUUGAUCAAACACCACCAGAAGAAUGGUUUCAAAUGAAUGCUGUUCUUCGUGUAAGCCUGGGGAACUUCUUGUUUUUUGCAACAUUUGCUCUCAUGAUGAUUGGUGUGAAAGACCAGAAUGAUCGGCGAGAUGCAUGGCACCAUGGUGGCUGGAUUGCAAAGGUUGCUGUAUGGGCUGUUCUCAUUGUUCUUAUGUUCUGUGUGCCAAACAUUGUUAUUACUAUUUAUGAGGUACUUUCGAAGUUUGGAUCUGGCUUCUUUCUCCUAGUACAGGUUGUGAUGCUUUUAGACUUCACAAAUAAUUGGAAUGACUCAUGGAUUGAGAAAGAAGAGCGAAAAUGGGAAAUAGCUUUGCUGGUAGUGACUGUGGUUUGCUAUCUCUCUACAUUCGCCUUCUCUGGUGUGCUCUUCAUGUGGUUUAAUCCCUCCGGUCAUGACUGUGGUCUCAAUGUGUUCUUUAUUGUCAUGACAUUCAUCCUUGCUUUUGCAUUUGCAAUAGUUGCUUUGCAUCCCCAGGUCAAUGGAAGCGUUAUGCCUGCUUCUGUCAUUUCUGUUUACUGUGCAUACCUGUGCUACACAAGUCUCUCAAGUGAACCGGAUGACUAUGAGUGCAAUGGGCUUCACAGGCAUUCUAAGCAGGUUUCAUUGGGUGCUCUUAUACUCGGGAUGCUCACGACGGUGCUCUCUGUUGUGUACUCUGCAGUUCGUGCUGGAUCUUCGACUACAUUCCUUUCGCCGCCAUCAUCUCCUAGAUCUGGAGCCAAAAACCCAUUACUCGGUGAUGAGGAGGAUGGCAAAGGCGAUGGCAAAGAAAGCGAACCGCGCCCCGUGAGCUAUUCCUACACCUUCUUCCACCUCAUCUUCGCCCUUGCAAGCAUGUAUUCAGCCAUGCUCUUGACUGGCUGGACGAGCGCUGCAUCAGAGAGAUCAGAGCUGAUGGAUGUUGGAUGGACAACCGUCUGGGUGCGCAUCUGCACAGAGUGGGUCACCGCCGCGUUGUACAUCUGGACCCUCAUCGCCCCACUGCUCUUCCCAGACCGUGAUUUCUCCUAGGCACCCCGCACCGAUAGCCUAUGAGUUGUUUAGUAUUGUUAGUUGCAGAUUGUGAAUAUGAAUAAGCAGAAGUUGGGAAUUGGUAGGGAUCUGGUAUUAUCUGUAUGCUAUCUGGCUUGCCUAAUGUGGUGGUAGUGGUUAGUACCUGUUUGUGUGGCCUUGUAGAAAAUAUGUUUCGGCCGAGUGUUGGUUGUGGAUUUUAAAGUCAUAGCUAUAUGUGACAUGAGGUCAAGUUGCGGUUGACUCUGUAAUGACGACAGUUAUCAUUUGUAAAGAAUACCGUCUAUUGCUCGUAAUUCGUGUUUAUAGACCUGCA
This is a messenger RNA of Sorghum bicolor (sorghum), 1754 nucleotides long. Its product is annotated as probable serine incorporator. Lineage: Eukaryota; Viridiplantae; Streptophyta; Magnoliopsida; Poales; Poaceae. The transcript is spliced from 6 exons. The coding region runs from base 191 to 1438 and encodes 415 amino acids. Gene Ontology annotation, cellular component: membrane. The record is from RefSeq and is a predicted model, not a curated record.